Molecule: messenger RNA, 10338 nt
Organism: Nerophis ophidion (straightnose pipefish)
Lineage: Eukaryota; Metazoa; Chordata; Actinopteri; Syngnathiformes; Syngnathidae
Product: homeobox-containing protein 1-like
Exons: 10
Coding region: 214-1719 (501 amino acids)
Biological process (GO): positive regulation of DNA-templated transcription
Cellular component (GO): nucleus
Molecular function (GO): double-stranded telomeric DNA binding
Source: RefSeq, a predicted model, not a curated record
CAAUUCCCAGGAAGCCCCGCCAACGUGUUCCUUGUCAAUAUGGCUGUUGUCACACAGACAAAGCGCACGCAAAUCAUUCGCCUCUGAUUAGAAAUCCUUGGAAAACAUUCAGAUAUCAAACUGCAUCACAACGCGGCCUCGGUUCCCUCCCGAGGUGGGCCUCCGGUCGUGUCGUGGACGCAAAUGUUCAAGUGGACGAUUUAAAAAGCCAGGAUGUCCGACUUCAGCGAGGAGCCGCGCUUCACGAUCGAGCAGAUCGAUCUGCUGCAGCGGCUGCGUCGCUCAGGCAUGACCAAGCAGGAGAUUCUCCACGCACUCGAAACUCUGGACCGGCUGGACCGGGAGCACGGCGACAAGUUUGGUCGCCGCACCUCUUUCUCCUCCUCUUCCUCCUCCUCCUACGUAGUAGGCGGGGCCAACAGCUGCACCAACAACUCUGCCUCUAACAACACUGCCUCGGCAACCACCACCUCUUCCGCCAUGUGCAAUGGCGACACCGGCGCCAUCAACAGUGGCGAAGCUGCCGUACGCGGCCACUCUACAACCACUGCCUCCUCUACCACCUCCAAGAUCUCCACCGCCACGCAGACCCAGUUUGGAACCGGCGGAGCACUCUCGCCCUCGCCAAGUAACAGCUACGACACGUCCCCGCCUCCAGCGCCGCCGCCACCCUCCACCAUCCUGCCCUCACCUGUGUCGCUGGUGGCGCUGUCACAGAACGGGCGCGACAGCCUAGCCGCCACACCUAAUGGGAAGCUAUCUCCUCCUCGGUACCCGGUGAACAGCGCCGCAGCUUCAAGAACCUUCGGGUUUGAGGCUACGGAAGAUGACCUAGAUGUUGAUGAUAAGGUGGAGGAGCUGAUGAGGAGGGACAGCAGUAUGGUGAAAGAAGAGAUUAAAGCCUUCCUGGGUAACCGCCGGAUCUCUCAGGCAGUGGUGGCACAAGUCACAGGCAUCAGUCAGAGCAGGAUCUCCCACUGGCUGCUGCAGCAUGGCUCCGACCUGAGCGAGCAGAAGAAGAGAGCCUUCUACCGCUGGUACACGCUAGAGAAAACCACGCCAGGUGCUACUUUGAACAUGCGACCUGCACCCUUGCCUCUGGAGGACAUGGAGUGGAGGCAAACCCCUCCCCCCCUCGCCACGGCCCCAGGAACAUUCCGACUCCGGCGGGGAAGCCGCUUCACCUGGCGGAAAGAGUGUCUGGCCGUGAUGGAGAGCUACUUCAACGACAACCAGUAUCCCGACGAGGCCAAAAGGGAGGAGAUCGCCAACGCCUGCAAUGCUGUUAUUCAGAAACCAGGGAAGAAGCUGUCUGAUCUGGAGAGGGUCACCUCCCUCAAGGUGUACAACUGGUUUGCUAACCGGCGCAAGGAGAUCAAGAGACGAGCUAACAUUGAAGCCACAAUCCUGGAGAGUCACGGGAUAGACGUGCAGAGUCCUGGCGGACAUUCCAACAGCGACGAUAUUGACGGGAACGAUUUCAGCGAACAGGCGUGUGAUCUGCCAUAUUUUGACAAGAGACCUCUCAGCCGACCGUUUGGCCUUUACCGCCUGGAGCCCACCUCACCGACACAGGAGGACAGCGCCGCCCACAGCGAGCACCAGGACCCCAUCUCCUUGGCUGUGGAGAUGGCCGCAGUCAACCACACCAUCCUGGCACUGUCCAGAACCGGAGGAGUCCCUGGCGACAUCAAGACCGAGGCUCUGGAGGACGAUUGAGCCGUGCAGAAAAGUUGUAAGGGAGGAAGAUUUCAAGAAAUAAUGUGAAAGUCCACACUAACCUGAUAUCUAAUCAAACCACUAAAGACAAAGUCUUUAAAAUAUGUGGAGGGAAGAGAAGAGCAAAAAUCUGCGGUUCUAGUCCUCGUUCUAGUCCUUUACUCUUCCUCACCCGCACCCCUCCUUUACCUCCAAAGCCUGGUCGUCUGAGCCGGUUCUCUCUCAGUCUAACUCAGCGUCAACCUCAAAAGAAAAGGUGUACUGUAUAUAAUAUAUUUGGAACUACACGCGUGCUACCUAGCUACGGUCGGUAAGGUUGUACUUGUGCCUCAUCCUUCACCUCAAGCGUGACGACCCACCUGAGAAGUCCAAAAAAAUAUUAUCUACUACCUGGUCCUUGUUUGAGCCCACUGCAGAUAGUUCCGGUUAAAUACGCCUUACUGCAGGAGUGUCCAAACUAUGGCUCGCAGGCCAAGUGAAUUUUAUCAAGUCUCGGGGUGUGCCAGGUUAAUUUUAAAUAUCAGAUAAUGGUAAAUCUGUUAUACUUGUAUAGCACUUUUCUACCUUUUUUUUUAAGGAACUCAAACACUAUUUUCACAUUCACCCAUUCACCCACUGAUGGUGGGAGCUGCCAUGCAAGGCGCUAACCAGGACCCAUCAGGUGAAGUGUCUUGUAGUGUGGAAGGUGGGGAUUGAACCAGGAACCCUCAGGUUGUUGGCAAAGCCACUCUUCCAAAUUCGCCACACCGUCGCCCCCCCAUUUGCAAAUUUUCAUGUUGCCAAUGUGAGUAAAUCAGGUAAAUCACCAUGAAUCGCAGUUUAAAGUAUGGACAGCACAGCAUCAACCUUUAUGACCCAAUCCAGACAACAAUGUCAUGGUGACAUUUUUUUUUUUUUUUAAAUGCAACCAACUCAAAAAGUCAACACAACAUACUCACAUGUUACAAUCCCUGCCCACUAAACUUUGUGGAUAUUAAAAAAAAUGUCUAAACAGAAAUUCAAAAUGACACCCAUUUAAAACCAUUACAAAGCAUGAUGGGAAAAAUGCAAAACAUACUCUCCACGCUUAUCCAUGUUUGCCGUAUUUUAGCUGCUUGAUAUUUCUGAUUGAUUACAAAACUUUAAGAAGGUCGUAAAUAAGGGGUAGGAGUCCAACUUUCACAUACUCUUGUCUAAUAAUAUUGAUUAUUAAUCAUAUUUACACCAUAUUAUAUCAUUUAUACACAUAUGUAUAGGCGUUAUAUGUAUUGUUGCAAGUUUCUUUAGCCCAAUGCGGGGCCCCCAAGUUAAAAGGUUUGGACAGCCCUGCCUUAACGCUUCGGUCACGUGCAGGAUUCUCACAGGAAUGAGGCACCAAUACUACCUUACCUACUGUUUGUACUCCAACUCUCAUCGUGCAAUUACUGGUAAGAGAAGCUUCCGGAUGAAUGGAACAUUUAAAUGGCAGGCAGUAGUGUUCGCUCCCUUUCGUACCCCAUACCAACCCUCCUCGUUACACGACUAGAUUUGUAAGCAAUCUGUAUUAUUUACCUUCGUUCAUUUAGUCACCGCACCCGGCAGCACCUUGCAACAGUUCAACUUGAAGGAGGGGAAAAAAAGCAAUUUUAGUUCCGGUGUACAAUAACAUACUGCACACGUAAUGUGAAUAAAGUGCAAUGGCAGCAAAAAAACAAAACAUACAGGAAAACGUAUAUUAUUCAUAACCCUUAUGUGAGACAAGAACACAUCUCUUUUUUUAAAAAGUAAAAAAAAACAACCAGCAAAGUGUUAUAAACAUGUUAUAGGUAUAUAUGUCAUUUAGUAACAUUCAUCAAAACAUGUAAUAUUUACAUGCUUGGAUCAUCCAAAGCACUACAUAGCAUAGCAGCAUUUGCUACUUCCUACUAAUCAUGGCAGACUUGAUGAGAGACAACAAAGACUACUUUGGGACACAUGGUGAUCCAGAAACAUAUAUUUUUGAGCCUGAAUAUAAGGAGGAUGACCUACAAGUUUUAGAAGCUCCAGCAGCUUUAGUCAAGCACUAAGCAUUGUUGCCAAGUGCUGAACAAGAACGUGAUAAAAGAAUCACUUACUCUACAAUGUCUGCUCCCACUGGGAUAAAGACAGAUGGGAUGUUUAUAUCUUUCAGCACUUGCGUUCCCUGUUUAGAUGAGGACUUUGACUUAAUCCCCACUCCACUGGUGAAAAAAUGCUGCGAGCAAAAUGCGUGGAAUUUUCGAUGUUGACCGACUAAUUCUGCCUGAUUAUUCAUCCAGCGUUAACUUUGGCAAGCUGACAGGCGAUGAAACCGGUGGUCGUAUGAGCAGUGUGAGCAAGACAAUGUGUCCCUACGCCAGAAAAGUAGUUCCUCAAUGUUAGCCCCUGCAAUAACAAUUUAGCUAUAGCUUGGUUAAUAUGCAUGUCACGUAAUGUACUGUAAAUAAAAUAUAAGUGUUUAUAGGCCAGAUAAUUAAUCACAUGACCUGCAUUGUCAGCUGCCUCUUGCUAGCAGUCGUUUUACUAUUCAGAAGGCGCUAAAAUAGAAACAUAUGUUCUUGUCUCACAUAAAGAUGGUGAAUGAUAGACACUUUCCAAAGAAGUGUAGUUUUACUUGAAUUAUAAGUUGGCGUACAAAAGUACCUUGAAGCACAGUUGCAGGUGUGUUCCUGCAUGGACGAUGAUGUCACUAAUGGAAUCUUCUGUGAAGGUGCACACAUUCAACUUCUUCUUUAAACUCUUGAAGAGAGGAUCAUUGUUGUUCUCACUUUGACAGAAAAAAAAGUUGUCUUUGGGAACUUGAUAGUGGGCAAACAUGGUGUGUCAAGGUGGUAGGUCAGAAUCCUGGUCAGUGAAGCAUCCAUUGACGGUCAAUUGUCUUGCCCAAGGACACUUCAGCAGUGACGGGUGGUCAGGAGGCGGGAUUAGAACCGGUAGCUUGCCAGUUAUUGGACAAGCACUCUACCUUCUGUCCCUUUGAGACACUGCUGUUAAAGUAGCAUAGUUGGCUUGGUUGUCGUGGUAACAAUGCUAAUUAACAUAGUUGUUAUGGUAUCAAUGUUGGUUGACAUGGUUGUCAUGGUAAUGAUGAUAAUUAACAUAGUUGUUAUGGUAUCAAUGUUGGUUGACAUGGUUGCCAUAGUAACGAUGCUAAUGAACAUAGUUGUCAUGGUAUCCAUGUUAGUUGACAUGGUUAUGGCAAUGAUGCUAGUUGGCAUGGUUGUCAUGGUAACGAUGCUAGAUGACAUUGUAACGAUGUUAACUUACACAGUUGUCAAGGUAUUGAUGCUAGAUGACAUUGUAACGAUGUUAACUUACACAGUUGUCAAGGUAUUGAUGCUAGAUGACAUUGUAACGAUGCUAACUAAAGCUAAUUAACAUAUUUGUCUUUGUAACAAUGCUAGAUGACAUGUAAAAAAGCAAAAUAACACAGUUGUCAUGGUAACGAUACUAGAUGACAUGGUAACGAUGCUAAUUAACCUAGUUGUUCUGGCAACGAUGCCAGUUGACAUUGUUGUCAUGUUCGCGAUGCUAAUUAACAUAGUUGCAUUGUACUGAUGCUAAUUGACAUAGUUAUGGUAACAAUGCUAGUUGAUAUGGUUGUCAUGGUAACAACGCUAGUUGACAUGGUAAUCCUGCUAGUUGUCAUGGUAACAAUGCUAGUUGACAUGGUUGUCAUGGUAUUCAUGCUAGUUGACAUGGUUGUCAUGGUAACGAUGCUGAUUAACAUAAUUGUUGUGGUAUCAAUGCUAGACGACAUAGUUGUCAUGGUAAUGAUGCUAAUUAACACUGUUAUGGGAUUGAUGCAAGUUGACGUAGUUGUCAUGGUAACAAUGAUAAUUUAUAUAGUUGUCAUGGUGUUGAUGCUAAUUGUCAUUGUUGUCAUGGUAACAAUUCAAAUUAACAUAUUUGUCAUGGUAUUGAUGCUAAUUGAGAUAGUUGUCAUGGUAACAAUGCUAAUUAACGUAGUUGUCAUGGCAUUGAUGCUAAUCGACAGUUACAUGUUAACAAUGCUAAUUGACAUAGUUGUCAUGGUAACAAUGCUACUUGACAUAGUUGUUAUGGUAUUGAUGCUAAUUGACAUAGUUGUCAUGGUAACAAUGCUAAUUUUUAUAGUUGUCAUGGUAAUGAUGCUAAUUGACAUAGUUGUCAUGGUAACAAUGCUAAUUAACGUAGUUGUUUUGGUAUUGAUGCUAAUUGACAUAGUUGUCAUGGUAACAAUGCUAAUUAACAUAUUUUUCAUGGUAUUGAUGCUAAUUGACAUAGUUGUCAUGGAAACAAUGCUAAUUAUUAUAUUUGUCAUGGUAUUGAUGCUAAUUGACAUAGUUGUUAUGGUAUUGGUGCAAAUUGACAUAGUUGUCAUAGUAACAAUGUUAAUUAACAUAUUUGUCAUGGUAUUGAUGCUAAUUGACAUAGUUGUCAUGGUAAUCAUGCAAAUUAACAUAGUUAUGGUAAUGUUGCUAGAGGACAUGGUUGUCAUGGUAACAAUGCUAAUUAAAACUGUUAUGUAUUGAUGGUAGUUGGCAUAGUUGUCAUGGUAACAAAGCUAAUUAACAUAGCUGUCAUGGUAUUGAUGCUAAUUAACAUAGCUGUCAUGGUAUUGAUGCUAAUUAACAUAGUUGUCAUGGUAACCAUGCUAAUUAACAUAGGUGUCAUGGUAACAAUGUUAAUUAACAUAGUUGUCAUGCUAUUGAUGCUAAUUGACACAGUUGUCAUGGUAACCAUGCUAAUUAACGUAUGUGUCAUGGUAACAAUGCUAAUUAACAUAGUUGUCAUGGUAUUGAUGUUAAUUGACAUUGUUGUCAUGGCAACAAUGCUAAUUACCAAAGUUGUCAUGGUAUUGAUGCUAAUUGACAGUUGUCAUGGUAACAAUGCAAAUUAACAAAGUUGUCAUGGUAUUGAUGCUAAUUGACAGUUGUCAUGGCAACCAUGCUAAUUAACAGAGUUGUCAUGGUAUUGACGCUAAUUGACAGUUGUCACGGUAACCAUGCUAAUUCACUUAUUUAUGGUGACGAUGCUAGUUGACAUAAUUGUCAUGGUAUUGAUGCUAAUUGACGGUUGUCAUGGUAACCAUGCUAAUUAACUUAUUUAUGGUGACCUUGCUAUUUGACACUGGUUGUCAUGGUAAUGAUGCUACUUGACAGUUGUCGUGGUAACGGUGCUAAUGAACAUAGAUGACAUGGUUUUGAUAUUAAUUGACAUGGUUGUCAUGGUAUUGAUGCUAAUUGACACAGUUGUCAUGAUAACCAUGCUAAUUAACGUAGGUGUCAUAGUAUCAAUACUAAUUAACAUAGUUGUGAUGGUAACAAUGCUAAUUAACAAAGUUGUCAUGGUAUUGAUGCUAAUUGACAGUUGUCAUGGUAACCAUGCUAAUUAACUUAUUUAUGGUGACGAUGCUAGUUGACAUGGUUGUCAUGGUAACGAUGCUACUUGACAGUUGUCGGGGUAACGGUGCUAAUGAACAUAUAUGACAUGGUUUUGAUGUUGACAUGGUUGUCAUGGUAACAAUGCUAACUGCUUAUAUUAAAUAAUAUUUCAGUGGAUCUUUUAUGUGCUAUUUAGGAUCUGAUGGGAGGUUUGCUGAACUAAAUCUGGCCCGACGGCGAGCAUCAGAUCGCAGCGUAUAGUCCCCGCCCCUUUCAGGAAGUUCUCUUGCUGUGCCCUUGAAUGCUGACUUUGCCCUCUAUGAAAUUCCAAUUUAGUGACUUUGGACUGAAGAAAGCAGUUUUUAUGAAUCACACAAAGCACUGGGGUGGAAAACACGCUGACCAAUCACUUUUUAAGUCAUUUGAGGAAGUUUCUGACCCCUUUUGUCGCUCGACGUGAUAGUUUUGUUGUGAUGAAUGACAUCAUGACAGCUGAUGGACACUAGACCAGGGGUCACCAGGUAGCCCGUAAGGACCAGAUGAGUCGCCCGCUGGCCUGUUCUAAAAAUAGCUCAAAUAGCAGCACUUACCAGUGAGCUGCCUCUAUUUUUUAAAUUUUAUUUAUUUACUAGCAAGCUGGUCUCGCUUUGCUCGACAUUUUUAAUUCUAAGAGAGACAAAACUCAAAUAGAAUUUGAAAAUCCAAGAAAAUAUUUCAAAGACUCGGUCUUAACUUUUUAAAUAAAUUCAUUUUUUUUUACUUUGCUUCUUAUAACUUUCAGAAAGACAAUUUUAGAAUAAAAAAUACAACCUUAAAAAUGAUUUUAGGAUUUUUAAACACAUAUACCUUUUUACCUUUUAAAUUCCUUCCUCUUCUUUCCUGACAAUUUAAAUCAAUGUUCAAGUCAAUUUUUUUAUUGUAAAGAAUAAUAAAUACAUUUUGAUUUAAUUCUUCAUUUUAGCUUCUGUUUUUUCGGCGAAGAAUAUUUGUGAAAUAUUUCUUCAAACUUAUUCUGGCAAAUCUAGAAAAUCUUUAGAAUCAAAUGUAAAUCUUAUUUCAAAGUCAUUUGAAUUUCUUUAAAAAAAAAAAAAUUCUGGAAAAUUUAGAAGAAAUAAUGAUUUGUCUUUGUUAGAAAUAUAACUUGGACCGAUUUGUUAUAUAUUCUAACAAAAUGCAGAUUGGAUUUUAACCUAUUUAAAACAUGUCAUCAAAAUUCUAAAAUUAAUCUUCAUCAGGAAAAAUUACCAAUGAUGUUCCAUAAAUUUGUUUCAAAUGUUUUCAAAAAGAUUCGAAUUAGUUAGUUAGCUAGUUUUUCCUCUCUUUUUUUUGGUUGAAUUUUGAAUUUUAAAGAGUCGAAAUUGAAGAUGAACCAUGUUACAAAAUUUUAUUUAAAUUUUUUCCUGUUUUCUCCUCUUUUAAACCGUUCAAUUAAGUGUUUUUUCCAUCAUUUAUUCUCUGCAAAAAAUCUUCCGUAAAAGGAAAAAAAUGUACGACGGAAUGACAGACAGAAAUACCCAUUUAUAUAUAUAUAUAUAUAUAUGUAUAUAUAUAUAUAUAUAUAUGUAUAUAUAUAUAUAUAUAUAUAUAUAUAUAUAUAUACAUAUACUAAAGGUAAAUUGAGCAAAUUGGCUAUUUCUGGCAAUUUAUUUAAGUGUGUAUCAAACUGGUAGCCCUUGGCAUUAAUCAGUACCCAAGAAGUAGCUCUUGCUUUCAAAAAGGUUGGUGACCCCUGGUCUACAGACUCGUGCCCGCCUCUCAUCACUAUGAGCUCAUACUUAAAAUGCAAGUCCAGCUGAACAAAUCACACGGCAUUCUGGGGAAAAAGUUUCAAAACACGAUCGUCGCCUAUUAAGUUGACUCCUGGGAUCACUAAGACAUGUUACUAUUAGCUUUUCAUCCAACCCCCGCUAAAAUACACACUGUUCAGUGCAAAGGAGAUUUCAAAGUAAAAGCACGGCAGUAUUAACCUGGUUUUGACCACAGCAUCAAAGUAAAUGCACACUUUUUUGUUUAUUUGGUGCUCUUCUGCUUUCUUACAAACUCCAAAAUGUUCCCCACACAAAACGAACCUUUUCACCGGUAGCGCGAGACAAAUAGUUUUUUAAAGCGUUCUCAAAGUGCGAAUGAUUCCUUCCACUAUUUGGUGCCAGUGUCUACACAGGAUGGAAAUCGAGAAAUCCUCUUGAAGGCUAAAGUGCAAGCUGAAAGAGUGAUUAGCGUUGUCAUAUUUUAAUGAACACUCCGUGCACCUUACUCCAUUUUUGAAGUGUUAUUCCUCCACACGUACUCGUCACCUUACGCUAACUUGGACAAUUGUCGCCGGAAAAUGAAACAUGUGCAAGAAAAACACCAAAAAAACCCAAACCAUACGGUGCGGGUCUUUCACAAUAAAAGUAUUAUUGAGAUGUUUUGCUACAAAACGAAGCGUUUGUGUGAACAAAAAGCGUCAAAGUCCUAAAACGGUUUGGCCAGGAAAAAGUCAAAUUUUAUUGUACAUUUUUGCCUUUUUAUUGUCGUCUUCAUUAACACGGGAGCAAAAAAGCUAUUCCCGCUUCAAAAUAUUCUUUCGAAGACAUAUUUGGAUGUGUCGAAGGAUGGAAGAUACAGCAAAAGAUAUUUGGAGAAUGAGUGGAAGUGUAGUCCAGUCCGUAGUCGUGCUUCUUCCGCUCUUCCGGCUGCACCAGGAUCCCCUUGUGACACGCCGCUUCAUCCCUGUCUAACUCAAAAGCUACUUUACGUUCAAUUUGACUGUAUUGCCCAUUUUGGAAUUUAGUGCCUUUUUUGGACAGUAGACUGUUCUGUAAUUAAGAUAUGUAGUAUAUAUACAUUUUUGUACAGUUUCUUUGUUCAUUUUUUCACCUUGUGUUUUAGUAUGGUAUACACACACACACACACACACACACAUAAAUAUAUAUAUAUAGAUAUAUAUAUAUAUAUAUAUCAUGUACAAGAGAAUAAAGCUAUAUCAAUGAAAGCAGAUCUGUCUCACAUUGUGGAUUCAAACACAUCGACAGUAGAAUUUCCCCCAAAAAAGGUGUCCACCUCACAUCAUCCAUUCACCUUUCCCUCAUUUGAACCGCGAUUUCCUCAAUGUCGGCAGCACUCAUGCAGCCUCCGUCGUUUUUGUGUUGCCAGCAGUUCACGCGAUACUGGCUUGUGUACUUUUUCUAUACUGUAAUACAAGCAGUACAUUGACUCUAAAGUGCAGUACAUUCAAGUGCAAUUGUAUAGUAUUAUGAAGAUCUACGAUAAUAAAAAAAAAAGAAUCUUACUCACA